AUGAAAUUUCAAUUGUGUUUACUAUUAUUAGCAGUGUUUAGUGCUAUUCAUGCCAUCGUCAUUCAACCACAGCCAACUCGCACAGCAGAUGGAGUAGGAGCACUCAUAAGAAGACAUCAAGGAUCGCCUACACCUGCCCCCAAAAGAUUUAUCAAAAGAGAUUUGGAAGAGUCCCUGAGUUUAUAUGAAAAUUGGGCAAAUGAUUGCAAUGGCAAUAAUGACAACAAUGCAAAGGUCGCUGUAUCCGAUCUGAACAAUCUCUGGCAAACUGUAACAAGCACUGUCUAUUGCGGCAAUGGCAAUAUGAGAACUGUCACCAAAACUGUUACAGCUACCAAGGAAAAGACGACUACAAAGAGUAGCGGUGGAAGCGGUAGCAGUAGUGGUAGCAAAGGGCCCGUAUGCGAUGAUAAAUGCUGGAGCACUUACCUAUGGCACACGUAUGGUUACGGUAUCUCUGUCGCUCAAGGUUUUACUGGCAUUGUUAUGAUGCUGAUAGGUCUCUACUUCUUGAUCUUUGGCUUCAGCUCAUUCAGAGGUACAUUGGCUGCUGUGGGCUUUGUCUUUUUCGCACUCAUGACAUGGAUUGGCCUGGUCAAUAAUGAGCCCUUGUAUGGCUAUCCCCAUAACGAGAUUGUGUACAUCUGUGUCAGUGUCGGUCUCGGUCUUGUAGGAGCCUUCCUCUUCCUAUUCUUAUUUGGCAUCUCAUUGUAUUUCAUUGGCGGUCUUGCUGGUCUCUUUCUCGCCGUUUUUAUCUUGUCAUGGAAAGAAAACUUGGUGAUUCAGAUUGCUGUAGCACGCAUCUGCUUUAUCGUAGGCAUGGGUGUUGUGUUUGCCGUGCUACUUAUUCUGGCUGAAAGUUAUCUUGUCAUAUUUUGUACAGCAUUCAUUGGUGCCUAUCUGUUGAUCUUGGGUUUGGAUCUAUUUAUCCACACUGGUCUGGUCAAUGCCUUUUUGUCUAUAUUCGAUGGCAACAAGAAUCACGUCAAUGUUUACAUUAUCAGAACCCCUGUCUUUGUCAUGCUUGCCUUUAUCAUUGUGCUCACUUUGGGCUCAUUUGGCUGGCAAUAUUACUGGAAUAUUGUCUCCAAGAAAAAGCAAUUUGGUGUUCACAUUGAAAAAAAGGACCCCGAGGCUGAUGAAAAGAAGUAG
This is a messenger RNA of Mucor velutinosus, 1152 nucleotides long. Its product is annotated as peptide transporter ptr2. The record is from RefSeq and is a predicted model, not a curated record. The transcript is spliced from 4 exons. Bases 1 to 1152 code for a protein of 383 amino acids. NCBI's taxonomy places the organism in Eukaryota, Fungi, Mucoromycota, Mucoromycetes, Mucorales, Mucoraceae. Gene Ontology annotation, cellular component: plasma membrane.